AUGUCGGCGCUAGGGUCCGCCGACUCGAGCGCGCACGGCGCGGCGCCGCUCUCGACGUCCCCUCCCGACUCGGAGAAUGACGCGUCCACCAGCGUCCACAAGCUCGAGGUGAUGGUCCACCCGAGGUUCGUGCGUCAGCUGAAGGAGGAGCCCGCGGUGUUCUGCCCUUUGGACUGGCUCCCCGACGAGGUCAUCAGCAACGUGCUCGUCCACCUGCACGGCCGCGACGUCGCGCGCUUCAGCCUCGUCAACCGCAGGGCCCGCAGGCUGUGCGAGGACGACGACGUGUGGAGGGAGCUCUGCGCCAGGCACUUCGACAUUCGCCCCGAGAACCGCGACAGGCCCGAGUGCGGAUGGAACACCCUGUACCAGAUCCACCACAACGUGCUCUACUCGCUGUUCAGGGACGGGGGAAGGCAAUCCCCAGGGCUGGGCACGAGCGACGGCUUCGGGCGCGGCAUCGCCGCCAUCGCGCAGGGCCGCGCGGGCGGGAUGUCCAUCUCCCUCGGCGCCGCGUGA
Molecule: messenger RNA, 519 nt
Organism: Micromonas commoda
Lineage: Eukaryota; Viridiplantae; Chlorophyta; Mamiellophyceae; Mamiellales; Mamiellaceae
Exons: 2
Coding region: 1-519 (172 amino acids)
Biological process (GO): SCF-dependent proteasomal ubiquitin-dependent protein catabolic process
Cellular component (GO): SCF ubiquitin ligase complex
Molecular function (GO): protein binding
Source: RefSeq, a predicted model, not a curated record